AAAUUAGUAAUAAUAAUAUUAUUGAAUUGGAUGAAGAUGAUAUACUUGAAGAUAUUAAUAUAAAUGAAAAUAAUAUUAAUACUGAAUUUACAUUAGCAUUAAAUAAUUUUAUUCAAACAACUAAUCAAAAUGAAAUAUUAACAGAACUUAGAAGA
Messenger RNA from Racocetra fulgida, 155 nucleotides. The record is from the annotation of a GenBank genome assembly. Lineage: Eukaryota; Fungi; Glomeromycota; Glomeromycetes; Diversisporales; Gigasporaceae.